This is a messenger RNA of Pneumocystis jirovecii RU7, 979 nucleotides long. Its product is annotated as transcription elongation factor S-II. Gene Ontology annotation, cellular component: nucleus. Lineage: Eukaryota; Fungi; Ascomycota; Pneumocystomycetes; Pneumocystales; Pneumocystaceae. Gene Ontology annotation, molecular function: RNA polymerase II transcription regulatory region sequence-specific DNA binding. Gene Ontology annotation, biological process: transcription elongation by RNA polymerase I; regulation of mRNA 3'-end processing; transcription elongation by RNA polymerase II. Bases 1 to 867 code for a protein of 288 amino acids. The transcript is spliced from 5 exons. The record is from RefSeq and is a predicted model, not a curated record.
AUGGAUAUUGUAGAAGUCCGUAAAGUUCAUAAAGACCUUCAAAAAGCCUUUCAAGAUCGAAAUCAAAUGGUUAUUGUAGAUAUAUUGAAUCUUUUAAAGAAGGAAGUUAUUGUUUCAGAGUCUCUUCUUAUUGAUACUAAGUUAGGAAUUACAGUUGGAAAAUUAAGAAAUUAUUCAGAGAAAUAUGUAGCAGAUCUAGCUAAAGAGAUUGUUAAGAAGUGGAAAGAAGAUAUGAGUGCCAUGAAGAGUGGGAAGAAAGUGUCUUUGGCAGAAAAUAAAACAGAUACACCAAUAACAACAUCUGAAUUAUCAACACCAAAUACUUUUGAAAAAACAAGGGAUUCAACAACAGAUUGUAUUGAAAAGAAUAUUACGGGGGAUAAAGUUAGGGAUAAUUGUGUUCAUCUUAUUUACAAUGCAUUAGUAUAUGGUUCUGAAGAAUCAAGUGCAACUAUUCUUUCGAAAGCAAAAGCUAUUGAUGAAUAUGUUUUUAAUUCAUGUUUGUGUAAAACAGAUGGUUCUUAUAGACAGAAAAUGAGGUCUUUGUUUUUAAAUUUAAAGGAUAAGAAUAAUCCUACUCUACGUCAAAAUGUUGUUAGUGGUGAGCUUAGUAUACCACGAUUUUGUACCAUGACGCCUCAAGAAAUGGCAUCAAAAGAGCGAAGAGAGGAAGACAAAAAGAUUGAAGAAAUGAAUCUUUUUAAUGCUCAAGGCGCUAAACCAAUUAAGGCUAUAACAGAUUUAUUUCAGUGUGGAAAAUGUAAACAACGAAAAGUUUCUUAUUAUCAGGUAUUUACUAAAAAUUCUGAUUGGGAUAUACGCUACAUAUUUUACAGAUGCAAACUCGAAGUGCAGAUGAACCAAUGACUACAUUUUGCGAAUGUCAAGUUUGUAAGGAUGUUUGUGAACAAAUAUAUAUUUCCUAAUAUAUUUAAGGUGGCAAUCGAUGGAAGUUUUCAUAACAUUAUAUUAGGGUGUU